Molecule: messenger RNA, 1425 nt
Organism: Dracunculus medinensis (Guinea worm)
Lineage: Eukaryota; Metazoa; Nematoda; Chromadorea; Rhabditida; Dracunculidae
Source: the annotation of a GenBank genome assembly
AUGGAUCGUUUACGAGAAUCAGCUAGUGUUCCUGAUUUAUCCACGAAGGAUAUUCAUCAUAGUUCUUUUUUAUGGGAUAACACUACGAAGAUUGCCACUAAAACUACAUCAAGAAUUGUAGAGGCCGCAUCAAAUUUUCGUUCAUUGUUUUUACCUCGUCAGCAUGCGGAAGAAGUUCCAACUAUUCUUGAUGAUCGCAUAUUAGUUGAAUCUAUGAGUUAUCGUCAAGCAUUCGAUACAGCUUGGUCAAAAAUUAAAUAUAAUGGAUGGCUGCUGUGGCACAGCGAUAAAUUUAUGAAAGAAUCUUCUAUUUGGUUGCUUGGCAAAUUUUAUAAGAUAAAUAAUCCUGGGGGAUAUAUGCAAAAUUAUUUUCCUCCAAAAUUUUAUUUUGGUGAUUUACUGGAAGGGUCGAAGGAAGUUAUUGGAAGUGAUGAAAGCCGUGAAAUUUUUCAAAAAUUUUUGGAAGAUUUCCGCAGUCGUAUUUGGUUAACUUAUCGUACAGGCCUUGCUCGUUUUCCCGCAUCAAAUUCAACUACCGAUUCCGGAUGGGGGUGCACUAUACGUUCAUGUCAAAUGAUGGUCGCACAGACUUUGAUUUUGCUUAAUCUUGGGCGAGAGUGGAGAUUUUUCGAAAACUUGAACAGUACACGAAAAUGUAAGGAUGAUUCUCACCUUAAUAUAGUCUCGCUUUUCUCGGAUGAUUUGGAUUCCGAUCUAGGCAUUCAUCGCUUAAUACAUUUGGCUAUAUCGGAGAAAUCUAAUGCCGUGGGCUGUUGGUAUUCUCCUAGUGUUGCUCUUUCUUUAUUGCAGAAGGCUUUAUUAAAUUCUACAUCAAAUGUUACGAAUUUCCUUAUAAUGCACAAUGUUAUUGACGGUUUACUAGUGAAAAAAGAUGUCGUAUGUGCAUCUAAUAAUUUUGCUCGACCUGUUUUAGUUACCGUUUCUGUUCGCCUUGGAACUGACUCCAUCAAUAGCUGUUAUUUUAAUCAUAUAAUUAAUUUCUUUUCGCUGAAAAAUGGUGUUGGAAUUGUUGGAGGUCGACCAAGACAUUCUAUGUAUUUUGUUGGAGCGUAUGGUAAAAAGAGUGUCAUAUAUUUGGAUCCGCAUACAGCUCAUUACGCAUUAUCACCAUCAAAACUGUCAAAUUCAUAUGGAACUUUUCAUUGUGAUCAUCCAGAAAAGUUGCCACUUGAAGAUAUUGACCCAAGCUGCUCAUUAGGAUUCCUUGUUCGUUCAGAAGCCGAAUACGAUACAACAAUUAAGGAGCUUAAUGAAAUCCAUUUCAUUGAAACGGAAGUACAGAAAGAAAACGGUUUUCAUCCCAUAUUUACAGCUCUUAAAGAUUAUCCACCUAUGCUCAAGACUUUUGAAAUUUCUGAACGGUAUCAAAAUGUACAUGUUGAUCAAGACUUCGAAGUAGUAUAA